Molecule: messenger RNA, 1134 nt
Organism: Aspergillus bombycis
Lineage: Eukaryota; Fungi; Ascomycota; Eurotiomycetes; Eurotiales; Aspergillaceae
Exons: 3
Coding region: 1-1134 (377 amino acids)
Source: RefSeq, a predicted model, not a curated record
AUGUUUAUUCCAGCUCAAGCGCUUACCUAUGAGGAUGUCGCGAAACUUAGUCCCUUCUAUGAGGAAUAUAGAUCUUUCUGGGAUAUGUCCCCAAAUAUGGAUGAUAUCACUUCCCCUUUAGAUACAUCAACAAACUCUUCACGAUCAAUUGGUCUCAGGUCAGAAUCUGAUCAGUCUCUCUACUCCCCAGAAAUCUCGUCGCUUCCUCCGGUACGUGAUGUCCAGCCAUUCUCUGUUGGAGGCUCCGCAGCAGAAAGACUUCUCGUGGCCGUUCAUGACGGACAUGAGUAUACACCAACCUACAAUACAAUCCCAGAGGCCAUAGCCAGUCAGGCUGCAGUUUUAGAGUAUGAUAAUCCUUGCAAGCAACCCUUACCACCCGUGCAGGAACCCAUUGACAUCUGUGAGCGUGAGUCGUUCGGACUCGACCACAUCGACAGCUUGCUUGGCCAGACACGGUCUUCGCACAAAAAGCUCUUUGGGAGAAACGGUUGGCUCGGGGGAACAGCAGACUUGGGGUAUCUGUCGAGUGAGAAACACAAAUCAAAGAGUCUCAAAGAUCUGCGAAAGAAGAUAGUGGAUGGAUUUACCGAAGGCAUGGCGAAGGCUUCGCUGACAAUCAUUCAUGAACCCCGUGGCAUGGAAGAUCACCUACCACAAUCGACUACUCCUAUCUCACUGAAUCCUCCAAUACAAGCGAUGCUGUAUUCAGAAUUGGAGGUCAUGGUAUGUGUCAGUGCAAAUGCAUUUCUCGUCCAACAAUAUCAUGAAGGUCGACUUUCAGGAGAAUCGAUCAAGAGAAUCAAGGACUACUGGGGAUCUAAGAACAGGCCAUCAGUCGUCGAGUUCCAGUUCGAUCAAGCCACCCAACAGCGCUUGAUCUCAGCAAACAAAAGGUCUUUGAGAUUUAAUGGAGAGAGCUCGACGAAUCCAGUCCUUCUCAGCUCCAACCUCCAUAACUGGAAAGCAAUCGUCAAGGAGAUGAGUAUUCGCACCUUCUGUGCUCCUGACAGUGUAAUCCGCAAGCACAUGCACGAUGUGUAUCAGCUCCUCGACAUGCUGGGAGCCCCCGUUGCCACUUUAGCUGUCUGUCAAAAACUGCACAUACGAGCACUAUCCUUGAUGGGGAACUAA